Molecule: messenger RNA, 642 nt
Organism: Saccoglossus kowalevskii
Lineage: Eukaryota; Metazoa; Hemichordata; Enteropneusta; Harrimaniidae
Product: EF-hand calcium-binding domain-containing protein 9-like
Biological process (GO): flagellated sperm motility
Cellular component (GO): sperm principal piece; cytoplasm
Molecular function (GO): calcium ion sensor activity; calcium ion binding
Source: RefSeq, a predicted model, not a curated record
AUGAAAGUGAGAUCGUCCUUUCUAAAAUAUCUGCAUUUGCACAAGAGUUAUAGUUUGCUCACUUGUAAAAACGUCGCUUUAGUUCUGGAAUAUUUCAAACUCUUGGAUAUUCACGAUGAAAACGCCAUCAACGAUAUACAAUUCUAUGCAUUUAUGCGGCUACAGACGAAUCUUAGCAAGAAUAAUAUUUACAAAGUGUUUGAUAUGUUAGACGUUGACGGAUCGGGCCAGAUUGAUUUUGACGAAUUUUAUCUUCUGAUCUGCAUUUUGAUAUCUAUUCAGGACAGCGAAGAAAAACAGUUUAUUUACCGGCACUCCAGGACUGUAUUUGAACUUCUGGAUGAGGAUGGAAGUCAGAGCGUCUCGGCUGUCGAAUUUGAGUCAUUUGGAUUUUUAUUCAACUUUUAUGGGACUGCUGUUAAUCAGAUAUUCAGUGAUUUUGAUGUUUCAGGUGACCAGGAGCUAGACUACAAAGAAUUUAAAAUGUUUGCGAUGGCUUGCAUAGACAGACAGAAUGAGCUUGAAGAAUUGAAACAAGCCAAAUUGGAGAGAAGACGGCGUCGGUUACAGGAAAAAAUACGACUGGCUGCCGAACGAGAACAAAACAGAACAAGGCAAAUGGCAUUCUGCAUAAUUCUAUGA